This is a messenger RNA of Mandrillus leucophaeus (drill), 1190 nucleotides long. RefSeq lists its product as uncharacterized. The transcript is spliced from 2 exons. The coding region runs from base 103 to 441 and encodes 112 amino acids. The record is from RefSeq and is a predicted model, not a curated record. Lineage: Eukaryota; Metazoa; Chordata; Mammalia; Primates; Cercopithecidae.
AGCUGAAGAAAAUGGAGAUGAAAGCCAGUCCACGCCUCAGCAUCCUGAGGAAAUGUUCUUCCUUGAAGUUCUGAGCUCUCUAAGAAGUCACCGCAAAACCAGAUGCAUCAGACGUUUGCAGGACGUCCUUGUUUAGAGCCGGGAAAUAAACCACGAAACAGCGCCAGGAAGAGUCCAGGCCUGCCGGUGCUUCCGCGAACCCCUCACCCCGACCUCCUCCUUCCCCAGCUCCUACCUGCAGGCCUCAGGCCUCCUGACCUCCAGACUCCUCACCCUCCGGCCAGCCUCUGCUCUACACCCGUCUUUGUGCCCUGCUUCCAAUCACGCCGGGCCUCGGGGUCCCUGUCUCUAACUUCACUAUCAGACUCAGGUGCUUCUCCACACUCCACCCUCUCCAACACUGUUUGGAAUCUCAGGCUUGCUCCCAAUCCUGUGAGCUAACUUUGAAAAGACCGCUGUUCCUAAGGAGAGAGAAAGGAGGAAGAGAUGAGAAAGGAAGACAGAGAAAGAAACUCUAUGAUCAUGGUUUUUCCCAAAUUCAUGGUUACAUUAGAACUUACUAUGUGCAAAGAUAGAAGCAGGGGUCAACAGAGUUCCAGAGAAUGAAUGCUGACGACUGAGCACCAGCCUCCACUCCCGGCCCCACAGUGAGUGUCCCUCCUCUGUAUGCUCACGCGGUGAGUCCACACUGUGAAUCCUCCACAUUCUACCACUUCUCCCCAAUCACUGGCUUGUCGUAGGAUCAGAAGUUCCCUAAGAACAAGAGUCUUCUCCCAGUGUAUCCCCAGCACCUAAUACAAGGAGCAGGCAUCUGCUAAACACUUGUGGAAGCAGUGAAGUUGAGAGACCAGGAAGGGCCUGCAGGCGCUGUGGUGAGCCUGCCUGUCGUCCAGGUGGCUGCAGCAAGCAAACAUGGGUUUUCCUUGGAAGAACUGUGGACCAUCAACCCAUUAAGUACCGAGUUACUUCUAUCAGGGCAAGGCUGUGGAAUCCUGUUAUCCUAGACAAUGAGGUACAGGGUGCAAGCAGAUCUGUGUGCUGCUGUCUUCCAGUGAGCGGACCAAGUUCCCACUUCGCAUCCUCCUCCCGUCUCACCCACUGCUGCUCCCAAGAGAGCAAUUCAUCACGUCAGUGUCUGGUGUUUUCUUGAAGACCUGUGCUAAAUAAAGUGGGUUAUUUAUAAAGUGAGA